UCGUGACAAUAGCCAAGACAAAUAAGACACGAGAGUUUUCAAAAAACAAUUUAUCGUUCGUUCGAGCAAAAGAAAAGAAAAAUCUUGAUCCAAGAAAAAUGUUCACCUUCGUAAGAAGAAUAAUUUUUCCAUUAUUAUUAAACGCGUUUGCAGUUUCAUUCCUCGCCCAGGAUGCAAAAACUACGGUGUUUCCGCUCCCCGGAAAUGGCUCCGUUCUCGAAUCAUCAGCCAGAGUGGAAACUGCGCUUCAACCGGAUAUGACGCGUUCUUCCGAGCUUCUCGCGCAUCCCUCCACCGCACCUGUCAAUAAUUUUCUCCUCGCCCCCCAAAGGCCUUACAUUCAUCUGAGGAGCGACAACGUGCCGGCUUACGUGUACGAUCAUCCGCAUUUCGGAUAUCCGGUGGCGCACUCGAUCGAUUAUCCGGUUGGACCGUCCUCCAAGCAGCUUAUGAUAGUCAGUUUCAUCGGUUUGUUGUUGCUGUUCGCCGUUAUUCAGAACACGAUCGUGAACGUGAAACGAAGAGAGCUUCUCACGGAUGUGCUCUCGGCGAGGAAGAAGAGAGAGCUUUACGCUUCGUACAACUUUGACUCCGUGACACCGGAACAGGAAGAGGUGCUCGACGAGGACGCGAGGGUGAGAUGCAUACAGAGGACCGUUUGCCUGGAGAAUCGAAAGCUCUUGAAGGCGUUCGGCGCGACCGGCAAGAUACUGGCCAAGUACUUGACACGAAGCGUGGAGAAAUCUCUCGAGUCAUCCUCCGGAUGGUUCCGUUUGGUCCGGGACGCGGGCGAGGCUGGGAUUCGUGGCGAGGACUGCGAGGUGCUUUACAGGGGUUGCGACGAGCGAGUUCCUUCGAAGGAUGCAUCGCGAUAGAUCGAUAAGACGAUGAUAACACGUUUCAUCCAUUUACCCAGAUUUGGAAUAUUUUUUUUUGCUAUUGUUUUUAAUAGAGAUUAAAUUAUCAAAUUGGCGGAAGAAGAGAUUCGUAUACUAUUUCGAUUAAUGAAGAGUUAGUUUUAGUUAAAAUAAAAUUGACAAAUUAUAUUUAAAUUGUUUUCGCGUGCACGAAUCUAAUGAUAGAUGUGUAUUUUUUUGUAUUUAAAAAAAAAAGAAAAAGAGGGACAAGGAGAAAAAAGGUUGGAUCGAUCGAUCGGACGAAUAAAAAAGCGGGCGGUAUUAAUGACUUUUAAUUUUAAUUACAAUAUGCUGUGUUGUGUUUUUUUUUUUUUGUUCUUUAUCUGCUACAAACAUCGACAUCUAGCCUGAACUAUUUUAGAUAGCAGUCCGCUCUCUAUACACGCUCCAUUUAUACUCACUCCCUCUCUCUUUCUCUCCAAUCUCGUUCUCUCUCGUCGUCGGAAUUAUAAAAAAAUAUCAAAUCACGAACAGAAUGGAGACAAACCGCCGCACCUACUGCACCACCCUUUUGUUUGCUACUUUUUGUCCUCUCGUUUCACGUCAAUAUAUAUCUCGCUUCGCGUUUGCUUCGUUCGUUAUUUCUCUCUCUUUCUGUUUACCACCUCCCCCUUCCUUUCGAUCUAUCUAUCUAUCUUGCCACGAUCCUCUUGUAUCCAGCCUCGCGUCACAACUAAUUAUACAAGUAACGCUAUACCAUUAUUAUCGUUUAUAUAACAUUAAGGCAUUACAUAUUUAUAAAUUCUUCGUGUUCACUCGCCACUAUACAGCAAUACCACGUUAAACUCGUAAACUUAUGCUUAAAUAGACGUGAGAUCGCUCGUUGCAAUAGUCCAGGCUUCAAAGGGGAAAAAAAAAAACACAAGAGAAAAAGAACAUUGUGUGUGAAACAAGCUUCUUCAGCAAACCGGGCCGGAAGUGGUCUCGAUACACGCUGUCCUUUUCUUAAAACUUAAAAAAAUAAUCCACUUCCUCGGGAGGAUAUUUUCGUCUCUGUAUUUUUUUUCUUCUUCUUCUCCUUUUUCGAAUAAUCUACCACUAGUUUAGUUCUUUCUCGACGACGAAGAAAUUCAAUUUUUAAAUUUUAUCCAACUUGAUCGCGUUAAAUUCAUUUUUUGUUUCUCUCUCUCUCUCUUUUGCCGCGCAAACAAACAAAAAGAAUUGGGAAAAGAACGAAUAUUCGGUUCGAAGACCAUCCGGUGCCAGAUGCAAUGCGCUCGCAUUCUUUGUUCCGGCUUUUCCUUCUUUCCUUCCAUUCUCGCACAACCCUUUUGUUUGCCCGCUUCUUUCACACUGAACGCACACACGCACAUCGUAUACACACACACACAUACACACACAAUAUCUCUUCUUUUCUCUCUCUCUCUCUCGACUAUCACUUUGCACGCACGCAGCUUAAAAGUCCAGCUAAUUAUCGUAUCGACAAUAAAUUAGACACAUUUGUCGAGGCAACGUAGUUUUGCACAGGCAGGCGGCAGGCAGUUCACAAAAAAAUAUCUCGAAAUAUCCAUAUUUUUUUUUCAUUUUUGUUUUCGCAACUCUAUUUCCAUUUCUUGGUUUUCGAACACAUUUCCUUCGACGGCAAAAGUUGACAAUU
Apis florea (little honeybee) is the source of this 2514-nucleotide messenger RNA. RefSeq lists its product as uncharacterized. Lineage: Eukaryota; Metazoa; Arthropoda; Insecta; Hymenoptera; Apidae. The record is from RefSeq and is a predicted model, not a curated record.